AUCUGCUCCGCCCCGGCCCCGCGGGAAGGGAGGAACCGGGGCCGGGCCUCGCUCGGCUUUCACGGCAUGAAGCGGCCGCCUCAGCCCCGCGGCGGCCCUUUAAAUAGCCGCCGCCCGGCUGGCAGCGGAGCGUCGUGUUGAGCUCGCCGAGCAUCCAUCGCCUCAGCCCCGCUGCCCGCAGGCUAGCCAUCAUGUUUGAAAUCAAGAAGAUCUGCUGCAUCGGUGCGGGCUAUGUCGGGGGGCCAACCUGCAGCGUGAUCGCCCAGAUGUGCCCCAACAUCACCGUCACCGUCGUGGACGUCAACGAGGCCAGGAUCAACGCCUGGAAUUCGGACACGCUCCCCAUUUACGAGCCAGGGUUAAAAGAAGUGGUAGAGGCCUGCCGAGGAAAAAAUCUCUUCUUUUCUACCAGUAUUGAUGAUGCCAUUAGAGAAGCUGACCUUGUAUUUAUUUCUGUUAACACUCCCACAAAGACCUAUGGGAUGGGAAAAGGCCGAGCUGCUGACCUGAAAUACAUUGAAGCUUGUGCUAGACGAAUUGUACAAAACUCCAAUGGCUACAAAAUUGUCACUGAGAAGAGCACAGUGCCAGUUCGUGCUGCAGAGAGCAUUCGGCGGAUAUUUGAUGCCAAUACAAAGCCUAACCUGGAUUUACAGGUGCUGUCUAACCCAGAGUUCCUCGCAGAAGGAACAGCCAUCAAGGACCUGAAGAACCCGGACAGAGUGCUUAUUGGUGGAGACGACUCUCCAGAGGGACAGAAAGCUGUCCGUGCACUCUGUGCUGUUUAUGAGCACUGGGUGCCCAAAGAGAAAAUCCUCACCACCAACACCUGGUCAUCAGAACUUUCUAAACUGGCAGCUAAUGCUUUCCUUGCCCAAAGAAUCAGCAGCAUUAACUCAAUCAGUGCUCUGUGUGAAGCUACGGGGGCAGAUGUUGAAGAAGUAGCAAGAGCUAUUGGAACAGACCAAAGAAUUGGAAAUAAGUUUCUGAAAGCCAGUGUUGGGUUUGGAGGUAGCUGUUUUCAGAAGGAUGUCUUGAAUUUAGUGUACCUUUGUGAGGCACUGAACUUACCUGAAGUAGCCAGAUACUGGCAACAGGUAAUAGACAUGAAUGAUUACCAGAGGCGAAGGUUUGCUUCCCGUAUUAUUGACAGUUUGUUCAAUACUGUCACUGAUAAGAAGAUUGCUAUUCUAGGGUUUGCAUUCAAAAAGGAUACUGGGGAUACCAGGGAGUCAUCCAGUAUCUACAUUAGCAAGUAUUUAAUGGAUGAAGGAGCAAAGCUCCACAUCUAUGAUCCCAAAGUACCUAAGGAACAAAUCAUCUUGGAUCUCUCACACCCAGGUGUCUCAGAAGAUAACCAAGUGUCUCGCCUGGUGACUAUAAGUAAAGAUCCAUAUGAAGCCUGUGAUGGUGCUCAUGCCCUUGUAAUUUGCACUGAAUGGGACAUGUUUAAGGAGCUGGAUUAUGAACGUAUUCACAAGAAGAUGCUGAAGCCUGCAUUUAUCUUUGAUGGUAGGAGAGUUCUUGAUGAUCUUCAUAAUGAGCUGCAAGUCAUUGGCUUCCAGAUUGAAACAAUUGGGAAGAAGGUGUCAGCAAAAAGAAUCCCUUUCGCUUCUUCUUGUGAAAUUCCCAAGUUCAGCCUGCAGGACCCACCUGUCAAAAAGCCUAGAGUAUAAUGUUUAGUAGGUACUAAAGGAACUAUGUGGACCUUCUUAAGGAUAAUAACUGUAAGCCUAUGCUUUUUUAAGGAAAAAUAUUUUUCAUAAACUAAAAGCAAUUUUACACUAGAAAUGGUACCCGGUACAUGUGAAUUCAGUCUAUUUUCAAAUCUCUAUUUUUAUAGCAAUUUUUUGGUUACUGAAGAUGGUACUGACCUGUUUUUAAUAAUGAAACAACCUUUUAAGUGGAAAAGUUACCAUCAAACUGCAAAUUUUUGCUUCCAGAAAUGUUCCUAAAUUGCACUUUAAAUGUUUCAAGUGAUGUGGGGGAGAGAAAAAAAUGGAACAUCUUUUUACUUCAGUCCAGUUGUAGAUAGUGAUCAGGAACUUUGGCCUUGCUUUUUAAAAUUUUCCUCUGGGGUUAAUUCUUUCCCCUGUUGAAUCCCUGCUUUAAAUGGCAGUGGAGUCAAAUUUGCUUAGAACUUCUCUCUUAAUAGGUUUGGGUUGAGCCCUAACCCAGAGCUGACUGCAGCCGUAAUGCCCUGAUCCUGACUGGGAUCAACAGGCCCGGGUGCGGUCUGAGCUGUGUCUGUUGGGAGGCCAGAUAGUUUUGCAGACAUCUAUCAUGUCAUUGGCAGUGGACUAGCAGCCAUGAACUGAUCCACUGGUAAAUCUCGCUUGUGAUUCUUGGUUGUCUUGCCUACAUUCCAUGUGCAGCACGUAAAUUAUUGAGUUAAUCAGAUUCCUGGGGCAAGUUUUUCCUCGGUUACCACAAUACAACCCAUCUUCAGCAGAGGAGCAUUCUGCUUGCUGCUUGUCUGAAUGUUGAAUUUAAGCAGAAUUACCUUAAUCCAGUAUCAGCCUAAGCAGAAAGCAAAUGGUAGCUUCAAAGCUACCUGAUGGUUAUUUUUUUUUUCCGUCCUUUCUGCUUAUACUUCAACUGAAAGCAGCUUUCUUAAUGAAUCUGCAAAACUUAUCCUCUGCUGUUCUGAAAAUAAAAAUUCAGCCCCAUAUGUUAGUCAGCUUUCUACCUCAUUUAAUUAGCAGGAAUUAAUGGUUCCUAUGUAUCUUGAUACUUUUGCCUUUACUUUAUUUUUACUUGUUUUUAUUCUCAAUUGGCCAGUGCUAUUAAAAUCCUUGAGAUUAUGAAGUUUGUGUUUGGCUUGUUGCAUGGGGUUGUGAAAAGGAGUGCAGUUCUAGAGAAGGAUGACCAUGAACCGGUUUCAAACUAGAAGGCAUAUAGAAGUCUUAGCUGAAUAAUAGUAGUGUUGGGAUGUCUUUUUAAAAAUAAAUAAAUCCUGUAACUAGUCACAGAACACCUCCUGGUUUUAUUCAACAGCUGUGCCUUCAAGUGUGCUAUGUCAAUAGUUGUACUGGAAGCACAAGAUCAGCGACUUGGUAAUGAGUCCUGUCACUGUAACCAUUCACCCACAGCAAUGCAGAUGCAAUGUGAGCUUUAGGACAGAUCUUUGAAGACCUCAGGAAUUUAUACACCAAACUGAGGAGACAAUGCAAGGCAGUGUUACCUGCUCUGGUGGCAAUAGCUGUACUCCUGUGCCAGAUGCCCUCAGAUCCUGUACCUCAAUGGCUUCUAGAGGAGGACUUGCUAAGUAGCAAUUGUUCAGUGCUUCGGGCAAAUGUGCCUCGAGCUUUUUGCUGCAUCACAAGACUCGUUUGAAUAUGUUAUAAGAUAGCCAAAAAGAGUGGAAAUUAUGGGAGCUUAAACUCCAACUAUCUUCCAUCAGGACAUCUUUUCUUCCUGAUUCAUUAGUGCUGCUUUCAUACAACACCCAGAGAGCAAGGACAACCCUGUGGUGCUGUAAUCAAAAGGGGAAAAUCACACCCUUUGAGCAGGCAGACACCUUCUGGGCUUCCCCCAGCAGUACCAGAGGGCAAGCCGGUAACUCCUCCUUGGGCAUUAAGAGGUUUGAAGUAGAAACAUGAAACGCUUAAAAACUUCCUCUGUGAAAAUCACACUAAUCUGUGGGGUAACUCUAAACCGGGGAGUGGCACAUGGUUUUCUGGAGAUCGCUAGGUGGUGACUGGUACUGGUGUUUCUCUUGCUUUCUUCAGUCAACUUUUUUCAUCUGCUGCAUUCCUUCAGUGGGACACUGGGAUCGUGGGAUGAGUCAGGUUUAGCAAUCUGAACAGCUGGUGGUGCAUGCCUUCAGGAUACCAAAUACCUUGCAUAUAUGCAAGAGAACCUUGCCACAUGCCAAAAGAAACAUGUUCAGAAGCUUUUGCAGCACUGUGAAUAACCAGUUAUCCUCUUCAGAGUACGGUUGCCAGGGAAAUAGAGUUGGAGAUGACUUGUUCCUGCUUCAAAGGGUUUGUGCUCACAAGUAAUGCAUGAGGUGGUUCUUAAUGGAAUUGAGUCUGUGUUUAUGGGAUAUUAGAGCAUGUAACUCUUGAUGAGAAUUGUAUAAUAUGAGUAAUAGACUUCUAUGCUCUGUUUUUUGAUUUUUUUUUAAAUAAAAUACAAUCCAACAUUAA
Anas platyrhynchos (mallard) is the source of this 4151-nucleotide messenger RNA. It is a transcript of the gene UGDH, whose product is annotated as UDP-glucose 6-dehydrogenase. Gene Ontology annotation, cellular component: nucleus. Gene Ontology annotation, molecular function: NAD binding; UDP-glucose 6-dehydrogenase activity. Lineage: Eukaryota; Metazoa; Chordata; Aves; Anseriformes; Anatidae. The record is from RefSeq and is a predicted model, not a curated record. Gene Ontology annotation, biological process: glycosaminoglycan biosynthetic process.